Molecule: messenger RNA, 2086 nt
Organism: Stegastes partitus (bicolor damselfish)
Lineage: Eukaryota; Metazoa; Chordata; Actinopteri; Pomacentridae
Gene: galns
Product: galactosamine (N-acetyl)-6-sulfatase
Exons: 14
Coding region: 19-1587 (522 amino acids)
Molecular function (GO): N-acetylgalactosamine-6-sulfatase activity; arylsulfatase activity
Source: RefSeq, a predicted model, not a curated record
CAUGACCGCUGCUCAGCAAUGCGGGUGACUGCAACUCUCCCUCUUCUCAGUGCACUAAUAUGUUGUUCCUUGACAGAAAAGCUACCAAAUGUUUCGUCUCCGAACAUUAUCAUCAUGCUCAUGGAUGACAUGGGCUGGGGGGACCUGGGGGUGUUUGGCCAGCCCUCUAAAGAGACCCCCAACCUGGAUGCCAUGGCAGCUCAGGGGAUGCUUCUUCCAAACUUCUACACCGCCAACCCUCUCUGUUCCCCAUCCAGAGCUGCACUUCUCACUGGGAGGCUGCCUGUCAGGAAUGGCUUCUACACCACUAGUGCCCACGCCAGAAACGCGUACACGCCCCAGGAGAUAGUUGGAGGAAUCUCCAAGGAUGAGAUUUUGUUACCCAAGAUGCUGAAGGAAAAGGGUUAUGUCAGCAAAAUAGUUGGAAAAUGGCAUCUGGGCCACAGACCAAAAUACCUUCCUCUGAAGAACGGUUUUGAUGAAUGGUUUGGUGCACCAAACUGCCACUUUGGCCCCUAUAACAGCAGCAUCAGACCCAACAUCCCUGUCUACAACAACUCUGAGAUGCUUGGCAGAUACUAUGAGGAAUUUAAGAUUAACAGAAAGACCGGAGAGUCAAACCUCACACAGAUCUACUUGAUGGAAGGUCUUGACUUCAUACUUCGUCAGACGAAGGCCUUGCGGCCCUUCUUCCUCUACUGGGCUCCAGAUGCCACUCACGCUCCUGUCUAUGCCUCCAAACGCUUCUUAGGGAAGAGCCAGCGAGGCCGUUACGGGGAUGCAGUGAUGGAGCUGGACUACAGCGUCGGUCAGAUCUUGUCAUGGUUGCGGAGUCUGGGCAUUGAGAAUAAUACCUUUGUCUUCUUCACCUCGGACAACGGAGCUGCUCUUAUGUCUGGUCCAAAGGAAGGUGGCAGCAAUGGGCCAUUCCUCUGUGGGAAGGAGACCACUUUUGAGGGGGGCAUGAGGGAGCCUGCCAUCGCCUGGUGGCCAGGACACAUCAAAGAAGGCACAGUGAAUUUCCAACUGGCCAAUGUCAUGGACCUAUUCACCACCAGUCUGGCUCUGGCUGGCAUCAGCCCUCCUGUUGAUCGAACCCUGGACGGAUUGGACUUGACACCAGUGUUACUCAAUGGCUCCUAUGAGCUCCAAAACAGGCCAAUAUUCUAUUACCGAGGCAAUGAGCUGAUGGCUGUGAGGCUUGGACAGUACAAGGCCCACUACUGGACCUGGAGCAACUCAUGGGAGGAGUUACAAAAUGGUAUAGACUUUUGUCCAGGUCAAGAGGUACCUGGUGUGACCACCCAUGAACAGAAGGAGCACACACAGCAGCCAAUCAUUUUCCACCUGGGGCGGGAUCCUGGAGAAAAGUUCCCAAUCAGUGUUUUGACUAAGGAGUACCAGCAUGUUCUGAGCAUGAUCUCUCCAGUCGUGGAGCAGCAUAAGAAGACUCUGGUGCCGGGUAUGCCCCAGCUCAAUAUGUGUGACCUGGCAGUGAUGAACUGGGCCCCGGCAGGCUGUGAGAAGUUAGGCAAGUGUCUGAAAGGACCCAAGUCUGCACCCUGGAAGUGUGAUUGGCCACACUGAGAGCCAAAGCACUGAGCCAGACGACCCAAGAUGAGGAAGCAAAACCUGAAGUUGUGCCUUACGAGAACUACAAAUAACCUUGUUAUUUAUACAGAUGGAUUUUAAACAUUUUUGUUAAAUUCUUUACACACAAUGUUUAGACAAUGACUCAGGAUCAAACCAAGGGAAUGAUGUUGGUAUAACAACAUUAAGCAGCUGUGAGUUUUAAUAUGUCAGUACAAGUUCUACCUGCUAUUAAACAAUCCUAUGUCAAGAAUCAGUGUUGAGUCAAGGCUCAUUUUAUGGGUGUAGAGCAGAAAGGGAAAUGAAUGUAUUCUAAAUGGGCCUGAAAUUAAUUAUGCAAAGUUGCAUUAUGGGAUUCAUGGUGUAUAUUUUAGACCUAAUGAUGCAAUUGCACUGCAAAAAAUAUGAUUAAAAAAAUAAAUAAAAUAGACUUUUGUAAUGUUGUAAGAUGUCUUUGGUCAGUGUUGUAAGUAAAGCUCAUAAUAUGACAGCAGAA